AUGGACUUCAACGAUCCAGUUUUUGGAGGUGAUGGUGAUCCAACUGCUUCUUAUUGUCCAGAUGAAGAAGACGAAUCCCCUCCCCACUCCACUCCUCUUCCUUCCUCUCCUCAACACUUGCCAGAGUCCCAAAGAUCAUCGAAGCGUGCGAGGCAAGCAUCCCUGGAGUCAGGCAACGAAGAUGAAAUCAUGUGCGAUACCAAUACUCAACUCAACUUUUCUCGUUUGCCACCAUCGACCCAUAUGAAUAAAGUCUGCUCUGCACUUAAAGCCCUUCAUCAUCUUGAUGAUGAGCAUGAUAAGAUUGCUCACAAAGCGAGCACCUGUCCCACACCCGAGAGGCAUGUGAAUGUGAUGUAUGCUCUUCUUGCGGCCCAACAACAUCAGGCCUCAGUUUAA
Messenger RNA from Puccinia graminis f. sp. tritici CRL 75-36-700-3, 399 nucleotides. RefSeq lists its product as uncharacterized. The transcript has 2 exons. Lineage: Eukaryota; Fungi; Basidiomycota; Pucciniomycetes; Pucciniales; Pucciniaceae. The record is from RefSeq and is a predicted model, not a curated record. Bases 1 to 399 code for a protein of 132 amino acids.